GAGAGAGAGAGAGAGAGAGAGAGAGAGAGAGUUAUAGGGAGGAAAAGGCGUUUCCAUUCUCAGACCGGCGACACGCUCAGUAUCGCGCGAGCACCAUCCAGAGAACGGACGCUUAAAGUUUCCGAGACGUCUUCGUUCAUAAUAACCCCAACUUCUGCGUAGAUAUUCACGCUCUUUGACGCAGAAGUUUUGACCGAACUGUGUGUGUGCCGAACUGGACUUUGAAUUCGCUUGGCCAAAGCGCACCGCGGAUCCCAUCCAUCACCACCGGGAGCAUCUUCAUCUUCAUCAUCAUCAUCAUCGCCGGAUCACCGGGCGCGCGGAAGCAUGUCUGAAUACAGCUCGCUGUUGAGUGAUCUGUCUGAGAACAUCACUAAUGAAGACCUGGAGCAGCUGAAGUCGGCCUGUAAGGAGGACAUCCCCGAAGACCAGAGCAAUGCCAUCACCUGCUCCAAAGACUGGUUCAGCUACCUGGAGAAGAAUGACAAACUGGCACAAGAUAACCUGUCCUACAUAGAGCACAUCUUUGAGAUCUCGCGGCGGCCGGACCUCUUGACCCGGGUCAUCGAGUACCGCACAACCGUGCUGAAGAUCUCCGAAGACGACGAGAUCGACACCAAACUCACACGCAUCCCUUCGGCCAAGAAAUACAAGGAUAUCAUUCGCCAACCGUCAGAGGAUGAGAUUAUCAAAUUGGCCCCUCCCCCCAAAAAAGCAUGAGGUCAGAGUUCAUGACCUCUGCUCCUCAUCCCCGGCACUUCAUCUUGCCCAUCAUCGUCACCAAACCACGCCCACUGCCCCGCCCACUCCACCGAAUAGAUGCCAAGCAGCCAAUCACAUCGCCAAGAUGCUUUACAGCCACGCCCACGCCACGGAGCCACGGAAAACUGAAUGAAAGACAAAUAAAAGGACCAAAAGUCUUGCAGACUUGCAGAAGUGAACAGGUCAUAGGUCAGGUUGUGUGUCGGAAUGAAAAACAAUCAUUCUGUGUUCGCUGACGCAUGUGUGGAACUGUGUAUGUGCGAGAGAGAGUUUCUUCACACCCUCGAUAGCAUCGAGUGGGAUCGUAACGCUGGUCAGACCAACGCUGUUCAUGUCUUAAUGUGGCGACUAGUGUGAGUCUAGUAGAGAAACCGGUUUAGCCACUGAUCGCUGUUCCUAUAGACACAUUUAUUCCCUGGUUAGUAUCGUGGGUAGACUCCAGGUCGGUACAUUCCCUUUAAAACACGACUCACAUCAACAUUUAAAAGUGUUACAGAGAAUCCAUCCCUGAAUUUGUGUGAUUGCCACUUAGAAAGCCAAUAUUUGCCUUCUUUAGAAAUGAAAUGCAUUAUCGCAGGGUAUGCAGUUACCUAGUAGAGAAUUAAUAUUGCUUUUAAUAUUUCUGUAUGUCAUACUUCUAGGAGAUAUAGUUUAUUAAAUGAUCAGUUAGAGAAUAAUCGCUGUCUCGUAUCAAACGACAGCAGUCUUAUAUAUCAGCGUAAAUUAAGUUUGUUAAAAUUGCAUGGGAGACAAAAUUAGACGUCUGUCUUCUAUUAUUAAAUGUAUAACGGGCCUAAAAACGCUAUCUGUGGACGAUUAGAACAUGCUAGAACACUAAAUCAAUCAAAAAAAGAAAAAAAAAAAGAAAAAAAAAUCAAUGUGUUUAGUAAAGAUUUAGCUCCAUUUCUGCAGUAUUUGCAUCAGGAAAUAGAAGGCCUAUAUUUUUGUUAAAACUUUAAAUUGCUCAAUUUGACUACGUCUACUGUGAUUUAUUUAUUCAGAUGCCUCAGUAUGCCGUCAUGUGAAACAUUAGGAUGAUAUCACAUACAUUUUCAGUUAAUAAUUUAUAUACUGAAAGAGGGUAAGAAACAGCUGCGACUAAAACAGGGAUAUUUAUGUCACAGAUGUGAUAAAAAAAAAAAAAAAAAUGAAUAUGUAUUAAUGAGAUGGUAGAUAAUUAUCCAUAAACUGCAGCACUCAAUAUGUGGCCAAAAGUCUGUAUGGAUCACAUUGUGUAUUCAAACAGCGCGUCGUUUUAGCUGUUUCCGUCUAUUUUUAUCUAUUUUUCAUCCUAACACAGUAUAUUAAGAUCGUGCUGCGUUUACAAAUAUUGAUAUCAUGAUUAUGAUUGUGAUAUUCCUUCGCCUUUUAUUCGCACCAUCUGCUGAAAGACUGUUUAAACACGACUCUAAAUUCGCUUGAUCACUGUGUCAUGGCUCUGUCCCUGCAGACUGUUGUUUUCAUGCGAUGAACCCGGAGCGGUUAUCGAGGACAUGCCAUGCGUGUUUUUACGCGUCUGUAUUUCCACCCACGCAUGAGGCCCGCAAACCUUACAUUGAAUCUGGAACUACGCAUCUGGGAUAUUUUGAAAAGCCGGAUAGCGACUAGUCAUGAACAUUCAUGGCCCUUUUAAACUUGAAAUAUGGUUACUGUGGAUUUCUGAGGACUGUAAAUAAUGUCCUGUCAAGGUUUAGAUCAGUGAAUUAGUAAAGUUUAUUUCUGUCGCUGCCGCCUUAAAAUGACAGUUCUGAUUUCAUUUACUUACCCGGCAUAGUAGAGAGCAUAGUCCUAAAUGAUCUUUUCCAUACAAUGAAAGUCAACGAGGACCACACACACACACACACACACACACACAAAUAUAUAGAUGCUUGUUUCUGCCAUGAAGUAAAAUAUUAAAUAUAUAGAUACAUAUAUUAAAAAGGUAACUGUGACUUUUUAUCUAAAAAUCACUGAAUUCUGGGUUUUUAUUACACUAUUCUGACUUAAAAAUAAAAAAAAUCGAAUUUUGAGAUAUUUUGCACAUUCGCAAUUCUGAAAAAGAAAAGUUAGAAUUGUGAGAUAAAAAGUAGCAUUGAUAAAAAGAAAAUAACAACAUAAAAAGUUGUUAUUAUUAUUAUUAUUAUUAUUAUUAUUAUUAUUAUUAUUAUUAUUGUGUGGCUGAAAAUAUAUGUGUAUAUAUAUAAAACUGAAUUGUAACGUCACAGUUUUUUUACUUGUGAUAUGAAAACUUGCAAUUCUGAAGAAAACGCCAAAAUUGCAGUGUUUAAUUUUAGUUUAAAUGUUAAACUCAAAAUCCCAAGUUAUUAACUUGCAAUUGUGAGCUAUAAACUAUAAAUAAAUAAAUAAAAAGUCAGAAUUGUGAGAUAAAAAGUUGGAAUUACUUUUUAAAGUAUAUUUAUUCUGUAGCAGAAACAAACUUUAUGAAUGAGAUAUGACUCUCAUUUGCACUUCUGCAUAUUUUAACAUGGUGCAUCGCAUUCGGUCAGCAGACAAGAACCUAUAGCAUUUACUAUCAAUAACGUCAAACCUGGCAUCUUGGCGCUUAAUCAUAUGUAAAUGCAUGUACAUUUGAAAUAUAUUUGAGUUUAUUAAUUUUAGUGUAUUUUGUUCUUUCUGACACAAGGCUGUCGUUUGACAUCAGAGGACUAGAAAUCCAUGAGUUUGACGGUCUCUCAUUCCUCUUUCAUUGUAUGCAAAAGUUGUCCAAUAAAUACUAAAACAAAUGUGAGGGCGAGUAAAUGACAGAAUGUUCAUUUUUAUCAUUUCGCAAAGAUUACCGUGUAAAAUCCCAAGUCAGCGAUCCCUUUGAAAAACAGAUUGUACAUUAUUCUAUUUAUUGUAGUUUUUAUGUUGUUGUUGUUGAUGUAUUGAUGUUUCUCGACUGUGUGCAGAUAUCAUCUUGUGGAUUUUGCGGCGUGUGACAUUGUGACUGUGGUGAUGUUCCCUGUCUAGUGUCUCUCGGCCAAACGCUCAUCAGACACAGCAUGAUCACUUUUGAAUAGAUUAGUUUCUCUCUUAGUCUAAUAGUAGUUGGUUGGUUUAGUUUGUUUGCAUCCUCAGUCCUGACUGAAUUCUCUGUGAUACCUGACUCUAGAUCAGCUCUCUAGGCUUAUGCUAGUUUACCAACCAGAUGUAGAAAUUCAUAACAUCCCCAGACCAGCAACCAAGGGCUUCAGAUGUGCUCACGUCAUUGACGGUGGUUUUCAUUAGAUGUGGUUCUGUCGAUCUUGUAUCGUCUGCAUGUCUGUGCAGUUAGUCACUGAUCGGUAGAUCCGUCUCUAUCAAGGGCCUCUGUUCAGCACUGUGCUUUGCGCUUGAGAUCAGUUUGCCAGGUGUAUUUCUAAAACACAGCGCCUCCACUGGAGAACAUUGGAAAAGCCAUAUUAUUAUUGCUUGCCCUUUUCCAUGUUUCUUCUCUUAUGAACAAUAGAGGCGUAUUCGGAUGUAUUUCCUGUUGCAGCAGAUUGAUGGAAUAUGGUUUCUUUUCUUCACAGUGUCUUUCUCUAGUUUAAUGCCACUUCUUUUCCUCUAUGCAGAGAUUAUUGGGCACUGUGCACAAGCGUCUCCUCUAGACGUUGUUAAUAACCACUACAUGCAAGUAUUACGAUGUGUUCGGCCAAAUGAAACAGUGCACUGCUGAAGCCAUAGACGCAUAAUCAUGUCUUUUGACUGUCAAAUUGGAUGUCAUUAAAACAUAUCAGCCUUGAUAAUGCUGCAAAAGCUUCGUAAUGCUGAAGAUUUAUCGCUAUUGGCGUAACAGAAACACGACUCGAGGUGUUUUAUCCUGCUUUUAGUUAAUGUGUCUAAAACAAGUUCCACUGAAACUAACUAAAAAUUACCACAGAAAUUAAUCUUGUUCAAACCUGUCCACUUCAGAAUAUACAUUAAAGAAAUGCAUAAAGAAAAUAAAGCUUUUUUUUUUUUUUUUUUAUAAACAUUAUGCCGUAAUGCAAAAACCUAAAAAUAGGCUUAAUUUUCUUUUGCACAAUAUAAUUUUCUUUUUUUUCUUCUUCUUUUUCUUAAGUUCUGACUGAUGCUUUGUUCUUAAGAUGUACAUACAAAUAUGUUGUGGAUUUAUAAAAGUGUUUUAUUAUUGAUUAAUUUAUUUAAUGCAACUGUAUCUUGUUUUGGUGUACUGACGUCUGUGUACUAACUGGACAAGCAGGAGGGUGUUUAUUCAUCAGUGUAAGUGUAAGUGUGAUGCUCAGAUCAGCUCUGUUCUGUUGGGUUUAUCAGAGGCCUCUGGGCUCAAGAUCCUUUUCUAUACUCUUCUGUUUUGAUAACUUUACAGCAUAAUUUACAUGUCUUUUCAUCAUAUCUUUCUUUUUUAUUGUAGUGUUGUUCCAAAUGCUUGUUCCCUUUCUUAGUAAUGCUUCUCGGCAUAAAAUGAGCGUGUUGUAGUAA
Cyprinus carpio (common carp) is the source of this 5166-nucleotide messenger RNA. RefSeq names its product astrocytic phosphoprotein PEA-15-like. Lineage: Eukaryota; Metazoa; Chordata; Actinopteri; Cypriniformes; Cyprinidae. The record is from RefSeq and is a predicted model, not a curated record. Gene Ontology annotation, biological process: regulation of apoptotic process; MAPK cascade. Gene Ontology annotation, molecular function: protein binding.